Molecule: messenger RNA, 2421 nt
Organism: Drosophila subobscura
Lineage: Eukaryota; Metazoa; Arthropoda; Insecta; Diptera; Drosophilidae
Product: RYamide receptor
Exons: 8
Biological process (GO): G protein-coupled receptor signaling pathway
Cellular component (GO): membrane
Molecular function (GO): neuropeptide Y receptor activity
Source: RefSeq, a predicted model, not a curated record
CCAGGCAGCCGAGGAGACCUUCCUGAAGAGUGGAAGGACUAAUCCGGGCGGCAGAGAGCGCAGGAAAUUACCAAAUGAGAAAUCCAUUCAUUAAUUACAAUAACAUUUAAAUCCAACGAAAAACUUGCAGCAUUGAUGAUGAUGAGGCAUCCAUAAAAUGCAUUCCACAUCGUAAAUAAUCCCCAGAGCUAAACGUCAGCAACAAAGUUGAAGCUGAGAAAAGUUAUUUUCUUAGGAAAUAACAAAAAUAGAAAACCUACACAAAGUGUCAUGGCCAUGGAACUAAUAGAGCAAGAGCCACGCCUGGACUUUCUGCCAGGUGCCGAGGAGGAGGCAGAGUUCGAACGUUUGUAUGCCGCACCCGCAGAAAUUGUGGCACUGCUGUCCAUCUUCUAUGGCGGCAUCAGCAUUGUGGCCGUCAUCGGGAAUACCCUGGUCAUCUGGGUGGUGGCAACCACGAGACAAAUGCGUACCGUAACGAACAUGUACAUUGCAAAUUUGGCCUUUGCCGAUGUGAUAAUUGGACUCUUUUGCAUACCAUUUCAGUUUCAGGCGGCUCUUUUGCAGAGCUGGAAUCUGCCUUGGUUCAUGUGCAGCUUCUGUCCGUUCGUACAGGCUCUGAGUGUCAAUGUUUCGGUGUUUACAUUGACGGCAAUUGCCAUAGAUCGACAUCGUGCCAUCAUUAAUCCACUUAGGGCACGUCCUACGAAGUUCAUAUCAAAGUUCAUAAUUGCUGGAAUUUGGAUGCUGGCUGUGCUCUUUGCCGUGCCCUUUGCCAUAGCCUUUCGUGUGGAGGAGUUAACCGAAAGGUUUCGUGAAAACAAUGAGACCUACAAUGUGACUCGCAAUUUUUGCAUGAACAAAAAUCUAUCGGAUGACCAGUUGCAAACCUUUCGUUAUUCGCUGGUAUUUGUGCAGUAUCUGGUUCCAUUUUGUGUCAUCAGCUUCGUGUACAUUCAAAUGGCAGUCAGAUUGUGGGGCACAAGGGCUCCGGGCAAUGCACAGGAUUCACGGGACAUAACACUACUCAAAAACAAGAAGAAGGUCAUCAAAAUGCUGAUUAUUGUCGUGAUUAUCUUUGGUCUGUGCUGGUUGCCAUUGCAGCUCUAUAAUAUUCUGUACGUGACGAUACCGGAAAUCAACGACUACCAUUUCAUUAGCAUCGUUUGGUUCUGCUGCGAUUGGCUGGCCAUGAGCAAUAGCUGCUACAAUCCCUUUAUUUACGGCAUCUACAAUGAGAAGUUCAAGCGGGAAUUCAAUAAACGUUUCGCUGCGUGCUUCUGCAAGUUCCAGACGAGUCUCGACGCCCACGAGAGGACCUUCUCGAUGCACACUCGUGCCAGCUCCAUCAGAUCCACCUAUGCCAACUCCUCUAUGCGCAUACGAAGCAAUCUGUUUGGCGGUGUUCCCGGUCGUGGUGGCGGUUCCGUCAAUAAUGGCACCAAAAACGGUUUGCAUUUACCACGAAACGGAGUUCAAGGCAGCGGCAACAACGUGAGCCUGCUCUGCAGCCAGAACAACAAUGGAGGAGCAGCUGGAGGACACCAUCAUCAUCAGCAUCAUCAUCAGAGUGUGGUUACCUUUGCCGGUCCGUCGGUUCAUGGUGCUCCAGGGGCAAGUAUUAGCUCCAUGCCGCCAUGGCGACGAAACAACUUCAAGCCUUUGCAUCCGAAUGUUAUCGAGUGCGAGGAUGACAUGGCGCUCAUGGAGCUGCCAUCGAACACGCCACCCAGCGAGUAGCUAAACGGCAAAGUGGACUCCCGGGAGGACUGCAGGACCAGGUGCAUUUGUGAGCAAGUAAUUGGCAGUCAAACGGAAUGCGAUGGCUCCUGCAUUCUCAGCGAGGUGUCCCGUGUCCACUUGCCCAAGAGUAAGGCUCUAUGGAAUCAGCACUAAGAUGGCUUUUAUACUCCCUAAGAUUGAUGAUGGAAAGAUAUUGGUAUCUGUGAUUUUUGUCUUAAUGAAUUGUGAUUACGAAUCCUCCCCUGGAUAAAUGGAUGGCUCGAAGCGGACUUGUAUCGAUUGGGAGAGAGUGUGGGCGGGCCCCUGUACAGUAUUAUAAUUAUGGAAAAAACAAACUUGUCAACUACAGAUACAAUUUACGUUCCUUCAAGCACAAAACAAACAUAAAUACAUGUGUAAACUUUGCUUAAAAAAAAAAACUAUGGUUUAAAACAUUAAAGCUUUCACCAAAUCAAAUUUGAAAAUGAAAUACGUACCAACUAACUAAAACAGAGCUCGCAAACAAGCCUAAACAUGAAACUUUAACAACUAAAAGAAAUAUAAGGUUUUUCGGGAGUGCUUUUUUAGUUGCGAGCUCUGAUAAUCACCUUAAAACAAUUAAGAGUAGCUUUUAAAUUAAAUUAUUGAAAUCCGAUUAUAUGUAUGUAUGUAUUCCAAUGUCUGUAUAUGCCUGUAUUU